Spirometra erinaceieuropaei is the source of this 669-nucleotide messenger RNA. The record is from the annotation of a GenBank genome assembly. Lineage: Eukaryota; Metazoa; Platyhelminthes; Cestoda; Diphyllobothriidea; Diphyllobothriidae.
AUGCUGAGACAAGUGCAACUGCGCUGGAUCGACCACCUUCUGCGGAUGGAUGACGAGCGGCUACCCAAACGACUCCUCUAUGGAGAUGUCAUCACGGGUUCACGCCGACGAGGAGGGCAAGUUCGACGUCACAAUGAUACCCUGCGACUCGGCUAACUAGGAAGACCUCACCCGAGAUCGACCGACCUGGUGUAGAGCAGGGAAGACGGGCGCAGUAAUCUACGAAGCCUACCGCAUCACCGCCGCCGAAGCCAAACGCGAGGCUGGCAAAUCUCAACUGCUCCCACCUGCCAACGCCAACGCUCAGCCGCCCCCGAUCUGACCACGGUGCCAGCGGACGGUCCGGAGACCAAUCGGUCUCAUUGGACAUCUUCGAACCAACUGCAGCACCCGGACGACACCACUCGAUGUCUUCCGCUCAUCUCUGCCACGCCACUCACCCCGACAAUCAACACUGACCACACUCCUGAAUUCCAACUGCCGUCCUCCUCCAUCGCCUCAACGUCAGCUGUUACAGCUCCUGCACCCACCGCCACUGCAAUCAAUCCUAACACACUGUCAAGCAUCACCCUCACCACCGCCAACAUCAGCGAUGCGAUUUCGGUCGUCACCUAUCCUCAUUGCGAUCGCGCCUUCACCUCACACGUCGGCCUGGUCGGUCACUUGUGA